Molecule: messenger RNA, 4755 nt
Organism: Mesocricetus auratus (golden hamster)
Lineage: Eukaryota; Metazoa; Chordata; Mammalia; Rodentia; Cricetidae
Gene: Cd226
Product: CD226 molecule
Exons: 7
Coding region: 372-1370 (332 amino acids)
Biological process (GO): positive regulation of natural killer cell cytokine production; positive regulation of immunoglobulin mediated immune response; positive regulation of Fc receptor mediated stimulatory signaling pathway
Cellular component (GO): external side of plasma membrane
Source: RefSeq, a predicted model, not a curated record
GGAAGUGAAAAGAAAGAAAUGAAUUUCAAGUUAAAAAAUUGCAUUUAGUUUCAGUUUGGAGUUUGAAUGGAGUAUGAAAAGAGCAUAGAGGCUCGGAACUAUCUCAAGUUUGGAAUCGAUAUGGGUAGAUAAAGCAGUAAAGUUGCUUCUAGAUGCAGAAGACUUCUUGAUUCAGUAGUGAAUACUUGAGGAGGCUGUGGUGGAAAGAAAAGCUCUACUCAGGGAAGAGUUGAUUUCCAGAAAGAGGCAAAGUCCCUGAGCUGGCCAGUGGCUAGGAAGCCCUAAACAAUACCACAUAGUUGCAACAAGAGUUACAGCAGAGAAUAUUUCUUGCAUCGGGGCGAGGCUAGCCUUCUGAACUGUUUCCAGAGAUGGCUUAUUUUACUUUGCUUUUGGCUGUUCUUCAUGUGCACAAAGCAUGGUGUGAAGUGACCUUUUGGGACACAGCUGUUCAGCUCUCUGAGACUAUGACUCUGGAAUGUGUGUAUCCAAUGAUGGAUAACUUAACCCAGGUGGAAUGGACCAAGAUCAGUGGCACAGAGACUGUGAAAAUAAUUGUUUACAUCCCUAACUAUCGUAUGUAUAUAGAUCCCAACUACCUCCAUAGAGUGCACUUUCUGAACUCAUCAGUGGGGCUCCACAAUAUGAGUCUUUCCUUUUACAACGCCUCUGAAGCAGACAUUGGCACUUACUCCUGCUUGUUUAACACUUUCCCAAAUGGACUUUGGGAAAAGAAGAUAAAGGUGGUCCAGUCAGAUAGUUUUGAGAUAGCUGCAUCCUCAAAUGGCUACUUGUCUGCAGAACCUGGACAAAAUGUCACACUCAAUUGCCAGCUACCAAGGAACUGGCCAGUGCAACAAGUCAUGUGGGAAAAAGUCCAGCCCCAUCAGGUAGACAUCUUAGCUUCCUGUAACCUCUCUCAAGGGACAAGAUACACAUCAAAGUACCUAAGAACAACAUGGAGCAAGUGCAGCCAGGAGAGCCUGCAGAGUGUCAUCAUCCCCAAUGCCAUGGCCACCGACUCUGGACUUUACAGAUGCCAGUCUGAGGCUAGCACAGGAGAAAAGGAAACCUUUGUUGUAAGGCUGAUCAUAACUGAUGGUAGAACCAAUAAACAUUUUAUCCUUCCCAUUGCUGGAGGGUCAGUUUCACUGUUGCUUGUUAUCCUAAUUAUCAUCAUCAUCAUUUUUUAUAAUAGAAGGAGAAGGAGACAGGUGAGAACACCACUGAAAGAGCCCAGAGAUAAACAGAGUAAGGUAGCCACUAACUGUAGAAGUCCCACUUCUCCUAUCCACUCCAUAGAUGAUGAGAAAGAGGACAUUUAUGUGAACUAUCCAACCUUCUCUCGAAGACCCAAACCAAGAUUCUAAGCUGUUCUUCCAUCCAGAACACAUCAGUGAUGGCUUGUAUGGCAGGGGGUUUUAGCCAUCCUCUUUUUACCACCAGCAUCUACCUUGAUAAAAAAUUGAUUGAAUUUAUUUCAUUUGCUAUAGAGAAAUACUUAAUCACCUGGGAACAUUCUUAAUAGAGAUGCAUUAGAAAACCCGAAUCUAAUUAGCUGUCAUGUACAAGAAGACUUGUCCCAUUAUGCAACAAAACAGUCUAGAAAAGAUGAAACAUCACAAGGUGUUCUUGUAUUUGAAGUUAAUGGUGGGCAGAAGCUUGUCUCUGGAUCCUCCCUACAAGUGUUGGCUCCACUUGUAGAAUACUGAUCCAAUUCUCAUGAUGAUUCUCUCAGAUGCUCUCAUGAUGGUUGUCAGCGACCCUUGGUGGAAAGUUUAUUGGUCAAACACAAGAAACAAAGUUGAUUAUUCACUUAUUAGUAAGAAAAUGGCAUUACCAUAAAGGGUGAGAUGACUUACGUCAGUUAUGCAUUCUCCUAUAAAACAGGGGCGGCACUAAAGCAUUACUUGGGAAUUCUAACUAUUGUUAAAAAAAGGAUGAAAAGGACCUAGAAGCUGUGUUAUUCCUAACAAACAUCGACGACACAGACAUCACUCAUUAAUCAGCUAACAAGUGAGUAUGCUGCAAAGCCAGCAUAAUUCAAAGGAAUACAUGUAAAGGAAUAGCCAGGAAUGAGAUCGGUAUGAAAUUCUUCUCUUCCCUAAGUUGAUUCAUCUCCAAUUCAUAGAGAAUUCUUGCCAUCCACCAGGCCUAGUCUUCUAUAAAAUGAGAUGCUCCAAUAAGAAAUAAUGCUUUUGAUGUUUUUUUAACUUUUGAGAAUUAUUUUGGUGUGUAAGUUUGUGAGUUAAAAAACUUACAAAAUGAAUACAGGGAAAGAGAUCAGUGGGUAUAUGCAGUAGAAUACAGAAAGGUAGGCGUCUGAGAUUAGAGUUUGGAGAAUGUGGGGGAAGAGGAAAGGGUGUCACACAGAAAGUGACAUAUGAAAGAAAACCCAUGAAAACCCAUGCUUCAGAGUUUGGACAAGUCCAUCCCUACCAACACUGCUGUCAUUGAGGGAAUGCACCUGGCGUUCCAUUCUAGACAGAGGAAAAAAAAUUAGGAGUAUUUGUGAAACUAAAUAAAGUUAUAGUUAUCUCCAAACCAUGGUGUUCAUUAUCAAAUGAAAUGGUGUUCAGUAUCUGAAAGACCCAUUUCUGAUCGCUAAACAUAUUUAAAGGGUCACAAUCUUUAAAUCUUCAUUGCAGAAAUCUUCAUUUAAGUUUCUGGUUUGUAUAUGUUGUUGUAAACUUAAGUGAAACCAAAUCCAAAUGCUAAUGCUGUUACAGAGAUUCUAAACUGUAAUUCAUAGUUUUAAGCUAAUUAGUGGAUAUUACAUAUUUUAAGCUUAAAUACCAUGCAUGAUGAAUAGGCCAAUUGUUUUGCCAACUACAGAAAUUCAGAGGGAUAUAAAUGAAAAUGAACACUUCUUAGUUGUGCUUACAUAUUUAUUCAAGAAUGGUUAGCUCAGAUACUUAAUGUUUGUUUGAAGAUUAUUUUUGUGUUGUCUCUUUUUGUGAAAUGUUUCCAUAAACAGUGUACCAAAGUUGGAAGGCAAUUGACAGAAAAUAGUCAACAUUUGGAACCAUCAGAGAUUACAUGGCUAUAUGGCUCAGACUGCAUGGUGAAACAACAUAGUAUUGUUCGUAAAAUAAACUAACAUUUCAAUAAAUGUUAACGACAAUCAAAAUACUGCUUUCUAGAAUAUUUGGAUGACCAUUUUUUCAAUGGUUCAAUAAGUAAGAGGAAAUACUUUUAUAAUUGCACUAUAGGGAGAUAUAAAUAGCUACCUGAUGGUCAGCGAUUUCUAUGAAAAAUCACCUAAGUAGACCAAGAAAGCCUCCAAAACAUUGGGUGCUUGUCUCUGUUGCUGUGGGAACUUAUAUGCUGUUUUUUGAAAAAAAAAUCACUCCCUCAAGAUACAUUUACUCUGCCCAUUUUUCCUUUCUAUAUGUAGUUCCCUUGCAGAAUUUAGUAUUUACCAGGAACACUUGCUGCAAUGCCUGACCUCUGUUAUAUUGAGAAGAUGCUCAUUGUCUCUGAACAUUUUUACUAAAGAAAGCACUUUAAUUGCAAUCUUUGUAUCCUACACAAUUCACACACAUUUCUGGAAUGUGACCCCUCAAAUUUUUUUGUUCCUAUUGUGCUGAUUGGCAGGGUGAUCAAAACUGUGUCAAGAAAUAAAAGAUGAAGGUCCCCAAUGAAACACAAUUUUGUUUUUCCUGUUUUUUUUAGUAUUUGGUGCUUCUUUGGAGGCUAAAUGCUUUGCAGAGGUGUUUUACACACAUAAUGUAUAUCAGUAUAUAAUGCAGCACUAAGUGAAAUAUUCAUGCUUGCAUUAAAUACUGUAAUCCUAAUAUCUACAUUAAAGUAAACAAUGAGAAGAAGUUAAGUUUGAUUAAGGAUAGAAUACUUUCUUAGGCACUUAAUAACUAUGCAUUCACUAUGUUAUCCAAUUGAUAUUGAACUUUAUUUAAAUGACUUCAUGUUAGUGUUAAGAAAAUAGAAUAUAAUUUUCUCUUUUAUUCUUUUCUAUUUUUUUAUUACUGAGGAUUGAAGUCGGGCCUUUUAAAUGUCAGAAAAGUGCUCUACCACUGAGCUAGAACUCAAGAAUAUAAAUUUAAAGUUUAAUUAUUAUUAAGAUACUAUACAUUAAAUAUCAGUUUUAAAAGAUAUUUUUUUAACUUUUAACUUUAAAUUUUUUUAAAAUAAAAAACUAGAAGGCUUUCUUUUUAUUUUAAACAUGCAAUUUUUAUUAGUUUGAGUAUAGAACUCUACUAAAUGAAAAAUACCCUCAAGUUGGGUGGUCGUGGAACAAGCCUUUAAUUCCAGUACUUGGGAGGCAGAGGCAGGCAGAUCUCUAUGAGUUUGAGACUAGUCUGGUCUACAAGAACUAGUUCCAGGUUCCAGGACAGCCUCCAAAGCCACAGAGAAACCUUGUCUUGAACCCCCCCCCAAAAAAAAGAAAAAAAGAAAAACAAAACAAAAAACCCUCAUUACAACAAUCUUGUAAAUUAGGAAAGUCCACAUUAUAGAGAUCAGUUUACAUAGUUUUUUUUCUGUGUUCAAAGCACUAACAAUGUUGUAGAUGCUGUUAGAAAAUAACUUAUUUGGGGCUAUAGACAAUACUUGUCUGAUCUAAUUUGUCGCUUCUUGUCCCUGCUAUAAUCAUAUGUUCUGUGACUAUCCUAUUUAGAACAUUUCUAGUUUUACUUCCCAGUAUCUGAGACUCUGGAUUUUUAGCCAUCAAGCAUUUCUUUCUCUGGAUGUACUGCAACCCAAUGUUCUGAAUGAAUAAAAUACAGUUCUCAAUUA